Hymenoscyphus albidus is the source of this 1914-nucleotide messenger RNA. The record is from the annotation of a GenBank genome assembly. Lineage: Eukaryota; Fungi; Ascomycota; Leotiomycetes; Helotiales; Helotiaceae.
GGACGAAGGCCCCCAAUCCCGCCAAUUUGGAUGAUCAGAAUUCAAUUCGAAUCCUUACUUUGUAGUAAAAGCUAAAGGACCGCAGCAGCUUAUUCAAACUAUGGCAACUCUUGGUGUCCUCAUGAGCUUUUUAUGGGCUUCUAUACUAUCAGGUUCUCUAGUAAGCUGCGACCGUUAAUAUCAAGAGAAGCCGGUGCUGACAUCGUUAAAGUACUUGAUUCUUCAAGCUCUAUACAAUGUUUACAUGCACCCACUAUCAUCCUUUACCGGGCCAAGGUUAUGGUCAUCUACCCGAUUUCCAUAUCUCUUUUCACUUUGGUCAGGCAGCUUGGCGAAAGAUGUCCGCAAACUUCAUCUCAAGUACGGAGACAUCGUUCGAAUUGCGCCGGAUGAGUUGUCAUUUGCACGACCAGAUGCAUGGCACGACGUUUACUCAAACAGAGGUGGCCAAUCAGCCUUGCCAAAGAGUAGUCUAUGGCACAGUGCCCCACCUGGAAGACCAAGCUCUAUUUUGAAUGCUCUAGAUCCCAAGAUCCACACACGUUUUCGAAAAGCUAUGGAGUCCGGGUUUACGGAAAAAGCUGUUCGAACGCAAGAAAGCACUAUUCAAAGUUAUGUUGAAUCCCUGAUCUCGCGACUCAACAAAGUCGUAUCUGCAGGUGAAGGGGAAGCCGUCGUGGAUAUCGUCAAAUGGUUUGGGUUCACCACGUUUGAUCUGAUUGGGGACUUGGGUUUUGGCGAAAGCUUCGGUUGUCUAGAACGCAAUGACUUUCAUCCGUGGGUCGCAAUGAUUUUCAGCCACUUCAGAACUCUUACUCUGCGCUCAUCCUUACGCUACUACCCUGGAAUAAACUGGUUGCUCGGUCUUGCAAUCCCCAAGAGGAUGAUUCAAAAGCAAAAAGAGCAUUGGCAAUUGACGGUGGACAAAAUCAAUCGGAGACUCAAUCUAGAGAAAACAAGACCCGAUUUGAUAUCACAGAUCAAGUUGGACGAAUAUGGAUUACAGGGACUUACGAUUCCAGAGCUCCAGGCAACCUCUAGUGUUAUUAUCGUUGCUGGUAGUGAGACGACUGUCAGUGUUCUUAGCGGUAGGACAAAUUAUCUUGUGAAGAACUGCGACAAGUUGGCACUUUUGAAGAAUGAGUUGCGCGAAAAGUUUCCAAAAGGGGAUUCCAUUUCGCUCACAGCAUUGAAAGAGCUUCCCUAUCUCAACGCUGUCAUUCAAGAGGGCUUUAGGCUCUGUAACCCUACGUAAGUAGGAUAUCUUGGAUCCAAUCAGAAUACUGACCGGUGUGGCUUAGCCCUGUUGGACAACCAAGAAUCACUCCUCCCAACGGGGCAACCAUUUCCGGAAGAUUUGUCCCAGCUAAUAUUUAUGUUAAUGUACACCCUCUGACGAUGUCUCUUUCAUCAGACUUCUUCCAUGAUCCAAACAAAUUCUUGCCAGGGCGAUGGCUACUCACUAGCACCCAAGUUGAGAAAUCGCCAUUCUAUCACGAUAAACGAGAUUCUGUACAGAUAUUUGGGGUUGGACCACGCUCGUGUAUUGGGGAGCCACUUGCUUGGGCAGAGCUUCGGCUUAUAUUGGCUAGAUUGGUAUUGAGUUUUGAUAUAGAAGAGGUAAACUCUGUAAGUGGAAAGUUGAAAUGGGAUGACCAAAGGGUUUUCACUGUUGUGGAGAGGAAGCCAUUCGAGGUGCGAUUGAGAAAAAGGGUCCUCUAGAUUUUCUGCUCGAACCAUCAAUGAGAUGUUUAGAUAGCUUUGGAGAUUUGACGAGUCGUUCGAAUACUUCUAGCAUGUCUAAGGCCGCUAGAGCAAAUAUUUGAACAAUUCGGAACGUCGUUGACUGCGCAUAGUACUUUGAUUACUCCUCCCAGGAAACAUUGCUGUUAGGUAUCUUUUCCGAGAACAAGC